Archocentrus centrarchus (flier cichlid) is the source of this 3299-nucleotide messenger RNA. It is a transcript of the gene cdc42ep4a, whose product is annotated as CDC42 effector protein (Rho GTPase binding) 4a. Gene Ontology annotation, biological process: positive regulation of pseudopodium assembly; regulation of cell shape; Rho protein signal transduction. Lineage: Eukaryota; Metazoa; Chordata; Actinopteri; Cichliformes; Cichlidae. The record is from RefSeq and is a predicted model, not a curated record. The coding region runs from base 360 to 1415 and encodes 351 amino acids. The transcript is spliced from 2 exons. Gene Ontology annotation, molecular function: small GTPase binding. Gene Ontology annotation, cellular component: cytoplasm; plasma membrane; cytoskeleton.
UAUUGCGCUUCAGAGUAGAAGCAGCGUUUGUAAGGAUGUUGUGACAGCAGCUGUAAUAUUGCUCUAAAAAAGCGCUACACUCACUGGUCUGACUGCGUUGUUUGGAGUAGAAAGAACCAAUCUGAGCGCCUCACAUCGCGUUUCGUUUGAUGAACGCACCCCCAUUGUUGGUCCGCUGGGGGCCUAAAAGUGGAGCAGCACCCGGCUUUUAUGAAUGGGGAUGCUCGGUUCCCUGGCUGACUGGAUUUAAGGACCAUCAAUAUUAAUUCCAAGAUUUCAAACAAAGACUCUCCCAAAGAUUCUAGCUGCUGCCCAGCUAUCUCUUAUUGCACAGCAAAACAAACACUUAAUCAGCCACCAUGCCAAUCUUGAAACAGUUGGUGGCAUCCUCGUCCCAGACCAAGCGUCGCUCCCGUAUGGACCUGACCAGGGAGAUGAUCAGUGCUCCUCUGGGUGACUUUCGCCACACCAUGCAUGUAGGCCGCAGCGGUGAUGCUUUUGGUGACACCUCUUUUCUCAGCACACGCUCAGGGGAACCCCCUCCAGAGUCCACAUCCUUUCCCCGCUCUCCUCGACCUGGACUCUUGUCACGCACCUUUAGGAGCAGCAAGCGCUCCCAGUCAGUGAACAGAGUGGACCAGCAGAAAGAUAACACCCUACUGGUCCCUGGAGGAUCACCCACUUAUGUAAAAAACGCCAUGUCUCUGCCCUUUCUCAAUGAUGAAGACAGAGAAGACAGCAUUGUGGCAAAGAGUUUGUCUUCAAGUCCGCUGAAGCAGCACAGUGAGUUGGAUGGGAGAGGUGCAGUUGCAGCUACUCAUGUUUUAGAGCUGGAGGAACGAAGCUUUGGUGAGCUUACUGAGCUGCCAGAGAGCUCUCUUCACUAUGGAGGUGGAAUGAAGCAUGCAGUGUCAGUUAUGUCAUUUCACGUUGACCUGGGACCCUCCAUGCUGGGUGAAAUCCUCGGUGUGAUGGAGAAGGAGGAUGAUGAUCUUGGUUAUGAGGAGGGCAAAAGUAGCGAGGGCCGCACCUCACCACUGCUCAGUGCCCAUGGUGAGGAAGAGGUUUACAUCGAGAGUGUAAAAGACGAAGAUGCAAAGGAGCAGGUGGAGGCAGACAAAGAAACAGCAGAGCUGCAGCAGCAGGCCUCUAUGCUUCCAGCCAGCUCUGAUGAUCUGAGGCCCGAGGAUGGAGGGCCUUACACUCCAGAGUACACUCCUGAGAUACGCCCCAAACAUUUGCAGCACCUAGACAGCUGCUCUAUGUCCAGUUCUGGAUCUGCUGCUCUGGAUGAGAAACCUAGCAGCCAGAUGUAUGCAGGAGAUACAGACAGCGCCACCUUCAGUGCCCCGCCAGAGGAGGAGAGCAACUUUUCCUCUUUCUUGGAGGAUGAAGAUGAUGAGAUUCAUGUAUAAGAGUCCAAAGUCUACUUAGGGGGGGGGUGAACAAGCUGUGGAGGUGGUUUAUGUGAAACUGGCAAGUCCUUUGACAGUGUGGAUUUGCAGUUAAAUGGGUAGACGAUACUGUAGUCAGGAACUGUGCGAAUGGGACUGUGAAGAAGAUGGAGGAUUUCUCCAUUUAUAGGGCUACAAAGAAACUGUGACUACUCCUUUAGGAUGUGCCCAAACAUCAUCUGUCAGACAGCCUUACCCUGCACUCUUUUUCUGUCAAUCUGUGCCUCCCUUUUGAACACUGAGGGAACUGACAUGGUAGGGAAGACACUUUCUGAAUAUGGAACAUUCCAGAAGUAAGCAGGGAGUAGUGGUUAGAAAGGAACUUUGUAGGAAAAACACUUUCCACAAGUAAAACUCAGCUCAGCCUUUCUCUCUGCCUCUCUCCUCUCACUUGACGUGUCACAUGUGCUUUUUUCAUUUGGUUCGCCUCUUUUCUUCACUCUGGCUGUGGGACAUCAUGAGGCCUGAGCUGAACAGAAGGCCUCUGUCACAACAGGAUCACUGGUGGGUGUCUUGUCACAAUAAAGGGAGCUGUGGUUGUCACUGGUGUGUGAGGCCCUAUACUGAGCCUCUUUCAUCUGAAAAUAUUAUAGUAGCACCAUAGAUCUAUCAGAUUUUUUUUUUCUUCCCUCCCUUGGUCUAACUUACAUAUUUCAGGGUCCUUGUGAGACUGCUCAAAGGCCACCAUUUCCUGCUGUAAAGCUAGACUGCAAAGCCCAUACCAAAAUUGUCUCCUUUUUUUGGUAAUUCAUUGAGUUUCACAUAGACUUAGACUCAGUAAAUUGGAGAAAAACAGGGAAAUUAAGGUAAUGGAGAUGUACUGGGCUAAACUGACAACAUAGCAAGGUGUUACUACAGGAAACCAGAAGUGGGAAAAGUAGUGUGACACACUUUUAGUUGCCUUUUUAUAUCUUUUUUUUUUUUUUCCACCCAAUGGACAAACAUUUUUCUGAUAAUUUCCAUUAACUAACACAAACUGACUUUCUUCCUUUUUACUUAUGUCAAGUUCGACUUGAAACUGAAUAAUGUCUGAUAACCACUUCCUUCCUUUUUUUUCGGCACAUCCGAGCAACUGCAGCCGUGCAACUGAUCUGUGUAGAAGAUUUUCAUAACUCAAGGGACUACCUUUUAUGUAUAAACCAUUUUCACCACUACAUAUGAGUAGGGCUUCACUGUCUGUGACUCGCAAAUUGCGUGUACCAGCAGGCACAAUUAAAUCAGACACUACUAGUAUUUAGUGUUUAAAAACUUGUUUUCUAUAAUAUUUGUUUAAAAAAAAAAUACAAAUCUCUGCCAUUUUUGUUAUGUGUGCUUGGAGAGUGGAUGGCGGGGAGAGACACAGCCAGCAAUGGAUGCAAGAGCAUUAAGAAAAGAUUGUUAUUUUUGUGCAAGUUGCAUAGUCAUUGCACCUCGACUGCCUUUCUUGCAUCAUUAAAAGCUGCGGCCAGAAGUAUUGAGGCUUAGUUGGGCUGAUUGAUUCCACUGCCUUAACUGAAACUGACAGAUGUGCCAAAUUGUGAUUUUUGGGAGAGUCUGCCACAUACAUUUCACUUCCUUCUCUGUACCAGUAUUCACUGUGCAAGUUUUGGCAUGCAAAUUAAGAUGAAGAUAAGUGCUAUUAGAUGUGAUAUCCUGUAAGAAAAGGAAAUAGAAGAGCUUGCAUAAGUGAAUAUAUUUCACUCACGCGCCGCAAUAUAUGCGAGUAAAUCCAAAUGUUAAGUGUGAAUGAGAAGUUGUCUGUUUUCUGUAUGUUAUUACACCUUAUUUUUGUCUUCUCUGUAUAUUUACAGCUUUUUUUGUUUCUGUACUACUCAAAAUAACCUAUAUUUUUCAAUAAAAGCUUGA